AUGUCACAGAAUAGACCUGGGGUCUUCUCGAGUCUGCGCAUGGGUGCCCAUCUGCUGGACUCGAUUGCUAACCUUUUCCUUCUUGUUCGCGAUCAUAUAGAAGUCGUCCGCGAGAAAGUCCAGGAUGGACUUACGGGAGAAACCAAGGAGAUCUCCUAUUCACAAUGUAAAAUCGUUGGCAAUGGAUCCUUCGGCGUCGUCUUCCAAACGAAGAUGAUGCCCAGCGGCGAAGAUGCUGCAAUCAAAAGGGUUCUCCAGGACAAGCGGUUCAAGAAUCGUGAACUUCAGAUCAUGCGGAUCGUGCGCCACCCGAAUAUCGUAGAACUAAAGGCAUUUUACUACUCUAACGGAGAAAGGAAAGAUGAAGUGUACUUGAACCUCGUCCUCGAAUAUGUACCAGAGACGGUGUAUCGGGCCUCGCGUUAUUUCAACAAGUUGAAGACAACCAUGCCGAUGCUGGAAGUCAAGCUCUACAUCUACCAACUUUUCCGUUCUCUGGCCUACAUUCACUCGCAGGGAAUCUGCCAUCGUGACAUAAAACCUCAAAACCUGCUGCUCGACCCGAACACCGGUAUUCUGAAGCUGUGUGACUUUGGAUCCGCCAAGAUUCUUGUCGAGAAUGAGCCUAAUGUUUCAUACAUUUGCUCCCGCUACUACCGCGCACCUGAGUUGAUUUUCGGCGCAACGAACUACACCACGAAAAUUGACGUAUGGUCUACUGGUUGCGUGAUGGCCGAGUUGAUGCUAGGACAGCCACUCUUCCCAGGAGAAUCCGGAAUCGACCAGCUCGUGGAGAUCAUCAAGGUCCUGGGCACCCCGACGCGGGAGCAGAUUCGCACCAUGAACCCGAACUACAUGGAACACAAGUUCCCGCAGAUCAAGCCACACCCCUUCAAUAAGGUCUUCCGGAGGGCCCCCCAUGAGGCCAUCGAUUUAAUCUCCGCCCUCCUGGAAUACACGCCGACGCAACGUCUGUCAGCAAUUGAAGCGAUGUGUCAUCCAUUCUUCGACGAACUUCGGGAUCCUAACACUCGGUUGCCCGACUCGCGGCACCCGAACGGCUCCACGAGGGAGCUCCCUAAUCUGUUCGACUUCUCCAGGCAUGAACUUUCUAUCGCGCCCGCAAUGAACAGCCGGCUGAUUCCCCCUCAUGCACGUCCUGCACUUGAGGCUCGCGGGUUAGAUAUCACCAACUUCAAGCCUCUUACGAAGGAAGAAAUGAUAGCGCGUCUUGACUGA
Aspergillus costaricaensis CBS 115574 is the source of this 1239-nucleotide messenger RNA. Its product is annotated as GSK family serine/threonine-protein kinase. The coding region runs from base 1 to 1239 and encodes 412 amino acids. The record is from RefSeq and is a predicted model, not a curated record. The transcript has 7 exons. Lineage: Eukaryota; Fungi; Ascomycota; Eurotiomycetes; Eurotiales; Aspergillaceae. Gene Ontology annotation, cellular component: cytoplasm. Gene Ontology annotation, biological process: protein phosphorylation; signal transduction. Gene Ontology annotation, molecular function: ATP binding; protein serine/threonine/tyrosine kinase activity; protein serine/threonine kinase activity.